This is a messenger RNA of Talpa occidentalis (Iberian mole), 2743 nucleotides long. It is a transcript of the gene PSAP, whose product is annotated as prosaposin. The coding region runs from base 69 to 1646 and encodes 525 amino acids. The record is from RefSeq and is a predicted model, not a curated record. The transcript has 14 exons. Gene Ontology annotation, cellular component: lysosome. Gene Ontology annotation, biological process: sphingolipid metabolic process. Lineage: Eukaryota; Metazoa; Chordata; Mammalia; Eulipotyphla; Talpidae.
GGGCGGGUUUAUAUUCGCGGAGGGUCAGCUGACGCUCUGCAUUGCAGACUGCGGAGUCAAGCGGCGUCAUGUCCACCCUCUUCCUUCUGGCCAGCCUGCUGGCCGCGGCUGUAGGCAGCCCUGUCCAUAGCCUGAAAAAAUGCACGGGAGGCUCAGCAGUGUGGUGCCAGGAUGUGCAGGCAGCGGCUGACUGUGGGGCCGUGAAGCACUGCCUGCAGACUGUCUGGAGCAAGCCCGUGGUGAAAUCUCUUCCCUGUGACAUAUGCAAACGAGUCAUCACUGAAGCAGCAGACUUGCUGAAGAACAAUGAUACUGAGCAAGAGAUCCUCACGAACUUGGAGAAGACCUGUGACUGGCUUUCUAAGCCAGAGCUGUCUGCCAAGUGCAAGGAGAUUGUGGAUGCCUACCUCCCGGUCAUCAUGGACAUGAUUAAAGGAGAAAUGAGCCAUCCCGAGGAGGUUUGCUGCGCCCUCAAUCUCUGCGAGUCUCUUCAGAAGCACCUGGCAGAGCUGAAUCACCAGAAACAGCUCGAGUCCAAUAAGAUCCAGGAAAUGAACAUGCCUGAAAUGAUACCUCCCUUCAUUGCCAACAUCCCCCUCCUCCUCUACCCUCAGAAUGGACCCCACAGCAAGCCCCAGCACAAGGUUGGUGCGGAUGUUUGCCAGGACUGCAUUCAGAUGGUGACCGAUGUCCAGACUGCCGUAAAGACCAACUCUACCUUUGUUGAGGCCUUUGUGGAGCAUGUCAGGGAGGAGUGUGACCGCUUGGGGCCUGGCAUAGCUGACAUGUGCAAGAACUAUAUCAACCAGUAUUCUCAAAUUGCAGUCCAGAUGAUGAUGCAUAUGCAACCCAAGGAGAUUUGUGCAUUGGUUGGGUUCUGUGAUGAGGUGAAGAAGAUGCCCAUGCAGACUCUGAUCCCUGCCAAAACAGCCUCGGAGAAUGUCAUCCCUGCCCUGGAACUGGUGGAGCCAAUUAAGAAGGAUCUUGUGCAGUCAAAGGCAGAUGUUAAGUGUGAAAUGUGUGUGUACUUGGUGAAGGAGGUGGUCAAGCAGAUUGACAACAAUAAGACUGAGGAAGAACUCCUUAGCAUUUUGGAUAAAAUGUGCUCCAAAUUGCCCAUAUCGGUUGCUGAGGAGUGCCAGGAGGUGGUGGACACUUACGGCACUUCCAUCCUGAAGAUGCUGGAGGCAGAGGCCUCGAUGGUGUGUAGCCUUCUCCAUGUCUGCCCCUCCCGGGAGCUGCCUGCACUGACUGUACGAGUGGUGCAGAAGAAGAAUGGUGGCAAUGGUGGCUUCUGUGAGGUGUGUAAGAAGCUGGUUGGCUAUUUGGAGCAUAACCUAGAAAAAAACAGCACAAAGCAGCAGAUCCUGGAUGCUCUGGAGAAAGGCUGCAGCUUCCUUCCUGACCCAUACCAGAAGCAGUGUGAUCAGUUUGUGACUGAGUACGAGCCUGUGCUGAUAGAAGUUCUGGUGGAGGUGAUGGACCCAUCCUACGUGUGCCUGAAAAUUGGAGCCUGCCCCUCAACUCAAAGGCCUCUCUUGGGAACUGAGAAGUGUGUCUGGGGCCCAAGCUACUGGUGCCAGAACAUGGAGUCAGCAACCCAGUGCAAUGCUGUCGAGCAUUGCAAACGCCAUGUGUGGAACUAGAAGGAAUGUUCCAUCUUGGAGAACCUGCACCAUCUUUUCCUACUUGUGUGUCUAAAGGAACAGUCACACAGAUCUAUUGACUUUGUUAUAAAAUAGGACCCCUUUACCUUCAUUUCUCAUCUCCCUUAUGGUAGCAUUGCUGUCAGUGUGGGAGGCGCCUGGCCUGCCAUUGACAUAGCUGCUUCAGUGUCCCCUUUUCUCUCUGCUAGAUGGAUGGUGACCUAUUGUGCACUGAGGUCUUUCAGCCUGCUCUAGCGUGGUGUCUACCUGGAGAGUGGGCUCUAGUUGCUGGCACCACCCAGAGCUUCUUGACAGAAAGUGUCCAUCAUCUUUGCUGGGGCCUGCUCUGAGUCCUGACACAGGCGUGGGCUUCUGAGACCUCCGCUAAGGAGGGCCCCUCCCCUUCCUGGGCGUGUUGGUUGCUAUACAAAGAAGCAAAACAAAGGUGGUUUUAUAUGAAAGACCAGAAACUUAAAAUAAUUAGACUUUUAAACAAUAUAGUUCCUACUAUAAUAGAAAUUUUGGAAGUGGCUGCUCAGCAGACCUGGGUAGGGUUAGCGUUUGCUGUCCUAGGCCAACCCUUUCAGCUUUCCUGGGUCUUUCCUUGGUGAUGCCUUGUUUGGGCUUCUGUGGGUUUGGAUGGGAGGGGAAAAUCUACCUGAAUGUAACCUGCUCACUCUUUGUGGAGGUCCUGGCUUUUGUGUGUGAGUAUGUAGACAGUGGUGACCACCUACUGCUUGCUCUAGUGGCUGCCUCUGCCCUGCCACCCAGGGCCCACCGUUGCUCCGGGCAGUCGUGACCACCUAACUCCUCCCCCUUUCGUGGAUGCUCUUUUUGACUUUGCCUUUCAAAUAAAUGUGGAUGAAAGCUCCUAAGCCUCUGGCUAACUGGUAGAGGGUCUGCUGUCUGGGGGCCAUUGCUGUUGCCCUGCCUCCUCUCCUGUUGCACCUUCUGUUUCACUUCUGGUUGCUGGGGGACAGCAAGCAAAGCCAGUAAGAUGUGCAGUUGCUAUUAAAUGGACUUAAUUUUGUUUUGCACUAAAGUUUGUGAUUUAACAAUAAAGUUGUGUCAACGAGACCUGUGCCUUUGUGGUACCU